Molecule: messenger RNA, 1005 nt
Organism: Emiliania huxleyi CCMP1516
Lineage: Eukaryota; Haptophyta; Isochrysidales; Noelaerhabdaceae
Exons: 7
Coding region: 1-1005 (334 amino acids)
Source: RefSeq, a predicted model, not a curated record
AUGGUAAGGCACCAAGCCAGGAGCUGCGACGCCGCCGCCCGCUCCUCCUCCGCCCGCCUCCGCACCGCCGCCUCUGCAGCGAGGGCCGCUGCCGUGGCGUACGCGGGCACGGGCGCGGCCUCAGCCGCCUCGAGACUCGACCCAGCUGGCUGCUCCUGCGCACGCGGCUCCUCGAGCGCUUCAAGCGAGACUGUGCUGGAGGAGCUCGAGAGCGAGGAGGAGUGGGAGAAGGAGGCGGCGGCGCAGGCGGCGGCGUCCGCCUCCAGCUCUUCCCUAGGCCGCUUUGAGCCCGCCGAGGCGACAAGCUGCGAGCCCAACGCGCUGCGCCCCUCCUCCUCCAGCACCGCCGCGCCCCACCCAAAGCGAAGCGUCGACUUCUCCACGGGGCUCGGCGCACGCGCCCUCGGCAUGCACGGCGCCGACGACAGAACCAUCCAAUACGCCGACUCCGACGCCGAGUGGCGACACGGAGGCCCGAUAUCACCACGAGCUUUGCGGCGGGACGCCUCUCAACAAGUAUUGCAGCUAGACAGCGAGGUCGCCGCCUCGGGCGACGCGACCGCACCUAAGACGUCGUACGACACAACGAUGCCACCCGACGGAAGGGAUGCACUGGCGGACUUUGCGUCUGCUUGCGAGGGCAAGGGCAGAGCGUGGCGCGCCGAAGGCGACGCCGCCGUGCGACUCGAGUGGCGGGAAGCCAAGACCAUGAACGCAGACGGAGCUGGGGUCGAGCCGUGGAACACGGCAGAGCACGACAAGGCAGUCCACGGCCCAACGCCCGAAGGCGGGACGACGAACCCGAUGGAGAGCGAGCCGCCAGUGAGUGAGACGUACGACGACGAGGGAGACGACGAGAAAGACGAGAACGCCUCGGCGGACGACGAAAUGGCCUUUAUCGACGAUGAGUUCUUCGAGCUCCCCGACGCAGCAACGGAGGAAGGGGCGGAGGGCGGGGGGAGCCAGAGUCAGUACAGCCAACAGAGUCAUUCAUGGACCGACUGA